Messenger RNA from Oncorhynchus kisutch (coho salmon), 1775 nucleotides. Its product is annotated as cAMP-responsive element-binding protein-like 2. The transcript has 4 exons. Gene Ontology annotation, molecular function: DNA-binding transcription factor activity. The record is from RefSeq and is a predicted model, not a curated record. Gene Ontology annotation, cellular component: nucleus. Bases 241 to 585 code for a protein of 114 amino acids. NCBI's taxonomy places the organism in Eukaryota, Metazoa, Chordata, Actinopteri, Salmoniformes, Salmonidae. Gene Ontology annotation, biological process: regulation of DNA-templated transcription.
UCGGUCUGAAGUUACCACAACAGGAAGCGUCACUGUGCUAAAAACAUUGGAGUAGGAAAAGUGCAACAAAACGCUGUCGAACACGAAGCUGCAGGAAUGUUUCCUUUUAAGAAAAUGUGUUGAUUUGUGAAAUAAUAUUUUUAUAAUCCACAACUUCUCUUCAUUUGAUCGGCAUCCAUCUUGAGAACUGUCGAAUUUGCGUCACUAGCAGCCCUCGAUAGAUAGCUUGUGUUGACCAAAAUGGAUGACAGCAAGAUGGUGGGAGGUAAAGUCAAGAAACCCGGUAAACGAGGCCGUAAACCCGCUAAGAUUGAUCUGAAAGCGAAGUUGGAGAGGAGCAGGCAGAGCGCCCGGGAGUGCCGAGCCAGGAAGAAACUCCGGUAUCAGUACCUAGAGGAACUCGUGUCCAGCAAGGAGAGGGCCAUCUGCGCCCUGAGGGAGGAGCUGGAGAUGUACAAGCAGUGGUGUACAGCCAUGGACCAGGGGAAGAUCCCGUCUGAGAUAAAGGCCCUACUGACGGGAGAUGAACAGAAGCCUCCUCAGAGCUCCUCCACCAAGAGCUCCAAGAACAGCAACCAGAGCUAAUGUGUUGGGAGUGCCAGACCAGAACUAGUCUGACUGUCAGUUUGUUAGAGGUGGCAGCCCUGGGUUGUAUUCAUUAGGGAAAUUAUAUCAAAUGUUGUGCAACAGAAAACAGGGUGUUCAUAUAAUACCUACCCCCUUUUUCCAUCCCGUUUGCUUCCGUUUGUUGCCCUGGUGAAUACGACCCAGAGUGAGUCUGUCUGAUGAAAGGUUCCAGACCAGAGCUAGGCAGUAGGUACUCAGUCUGUCUAAUGAAAGAUUCCAGACCAGAGCUAGGCAGUAGGUACUCAGUGUCAUGCCAGACCACUCCACUGUAUAAGGCCUCUGUGACAGAGAGUGAAGAGGUGUCUUCGUUAAUGUUAGUAAUGUGAGAUGUUAUUAGCUGCAGCUAUAGACACCUUUAGACAGCAGUAUUAUUGAACAGUCUAUGUUAAUCUCCAUGUUUUAGCUUCUACGUGUGAGAAUUGAGGAAGUGUUUAAUGGUACAUGGAUGAAACCAGGACAGAAGAAGUGAAAGGGUUUAGGCUGUGCAUGUCCUACCUGGCCUAGACAUUCAGACAAAACAAAGCACAUAUUCACCUUCAAAUAAGGAAUUACUCUUUGACCUUUUAUUGGUUAGUUUGUGUUGGGAAAGGAGCAGAACUAUGGUAACAUCCCAAAUGGCACUCCAUUCCCUAAAUAGAGCCCUGGUCUAAAGUAGUGCACUAUAUAGGGAAUAGGGCACCAUUGGGGACGUGUAUAUCUUGUCAUAGCAGAAAAGAUGUCAUGUAUCUGCAGAGAUGAUGUAAUGAUAUACAGCACUGUAUGUUGAAUUUAUUUAUAUAUUUGUAUUGGAUCACAGAAAGCCCUUUUUCCCCGGUUUUGUAGUGUGAUGUUGUAGAACGUAUAGAAGGUCUGACAGACAAAAGAAAGAUCUUUCCCAUUUUGUAGAGAUGUUCAAGUCUCUUGUUUGUGUGAAAGGCUAGAAUGGGGACACGUCCUUACCAGAACAGAAGCUGCUGAGGCAUUGCUCCACCUAUGUUGUCUUUCAGUAACAUUACAUUGUAUCAUGUGGUAUCUAAUCGAGGCCUAGACGACUCAUGUUCUUUCACCAUAAUGCAACCAAAAUAUAGUAGCCUGUACCUGUUUUGGUUUACAAAUGAUGAUUCUAUUGUCCUAAGGAAAUUAAAUAAGGACUCAUUACUAGACAUUCA